CCGCCUUUAUUCUGCGCAUGCGUCAGUUCGUGCUGGACUCUGGAGUACUGAGCGUUGCGGCGCGGCGUCGUGGCUGCACUUGUGACGACAUGGCGACAAAGUAUCAUGUUGUUACGUUCGUAAAUUCUAAAAGUGAGAAUGAAACUAAGUAUGCCUUCGUGCCGGAAUCGUGGGUGAAAGUUCAUCGUCUGACGGAUAACACGGCUGUGAUCGUUUACCCCAGCGAGGACUCAUCGAUUGAAGAGCGAGUUAGGAAGAAUGAGAUACCAGCGGCGGACUGGAAGCGGCAUUUGUGCGAGAUUGUAUCUAGUACUAAUGAUGUCAACGAAGCAGUUCUUUCCACGUUGCGGUACACAAGCCUAGGAUCAGCCUCAGUAAAUAAAGGUGUCAAAGCGAAUAAACAUAAAUCAAACACUAUAGACUUGAAUAAGGAACUGUCGAGCAGUAAGAAGCCUCGUAUCACAUCUCAAGUUCAAAACAAUAGAACACCAAGCGAAGGACCCAUGGGAUCUUCUACACCUAUAGCUAAAAAUAAUACAACCAAUACUGAAAAAAAUGUACACGAAAAUACAAGUUUAAUAAAAUCACUUGCAUUUUCUAACCCUAAAAAUAAUAAGAACCCGCAAAAUGAAAUUAUAUCCAAUGAAAAAGAAGACACUACACCAUAUUUAGUAAAGUCUUCAUAUUCUGAUAACAAAAAACAUGAAAAUAAUAUACCAAAAUCAAUACUAAAGUCUCCCGAAAUAGUUUCUACGCCUCAAACUAAGGAAAGUACACUAAAUCAAGAUAAUACAUUUAGUGGAGUAAAGCGUAAAGUCCAAUUUGAAAUGGAUAAAAAUACGCAACAAUCACAAGAACCCACUCAAUUUUUUAUGCCUCAAGUUAAUGAUGGAGUUAUCGAUAAUCGACACAAUUUAACUAAAGACGACUAUAGCUUAGUUAUGAUUAAAAAAUGACGAACAAAAUAAUAAGGCACUGUCUUCAAAAGAAUCCAUUGAUUUUUCAGCAGUUGACAAUUGUACAAAAGAUGAAUUAGUGAAAAAUCUAAAUAAGCCACCAAUUUUCAAUGCAUCUAGAUUGUCAGCUGAUAAAUUUGUAAAACCAAAUACGCAAAGUGAACCUGCUGAUGAACGCAUCAUUGAUGAUGCUCAACGUCCAACAAAUGAUGAAUUUUCGAUGACGAAAUAUAUCGAAAUACACGAAAAUACUUUACCAAAAUCAACUGGAUCUGCUCAUGUCAUUGAAAACAACCAAACGAAUAUCAUCGAAGGAAAUAAAAAGCGCAAAUUCUUGGAAAAAAUUGGCUCUAUCAUCUAUGAAAUGCAAAAGGGGACGAUUGAAAUUAUAAAUGCAAUGAAUGAUUACACAUCGAAACAUUUAGAUAUUGCCAUCAACGCAUUGAAACAACCAAAUAUUGGCAAUAAACCUGAGCAAAACAAGGAACACAGGAUACCUACUUUAAAUCAUUAACAUUCAGGCCUAGGACUUAUAGAUGCCAUGGAAAAUAGCAAGGUCUAACUCAACCAGGCAGGACUUCAUCACGUUUACGGCAAAGAAUUUUGGGUUAAGGGAAUUUAUUUACUCAUUAAAGACAAAUUGUCCACUCAGAAUGAAGUUACUUAAAAACUAUGGUUAGCUCAAUCAAUCUUUACAUGCAUUUAAAAUAUUUCUUCCGUUGCAAAUUUUCUUAGCCUUGUUUUAAAUAUCUUCUUUGAGUUACUUUCUUUUAUAUUGUUUGGAAGACUUUUGUAUAAUAGGGUAUUUAGUGUAUGUGAGAUAAAUUCCAAUAAUACAUAAAUAAGACAGUUUAAUCAAAAAGAAAUCGGAAAAUAGUAGUUUCAGUUCAUAAAAUUAUAAAAUAUUUUUUUAAAUUCAAUUCAAAGUUUUGAGUUUUUUAAUCUGUUUUACAAAUAUGCGAAACGAGUGCCGCCACGACAUGACGUCAUUAAGGCGGUAAACUACUUGUUCGCACUUGAAUCCACAUUUUUUUGGGGUUUUUACACUACUAUUCUUACAUUCAGGAACAACACACCAAUGAGAAGAAUAGUAGCUCAUUUUAAUUGUAAUAAUUUCCUCUUUCUCUUUGCACGACAUUCUUACUUGAUGUUUACUGUCGAGAUUACGUCAGCAAAGUAGACUGUAGAGUUUUCGUUUAUUUACGCGGGAAAAUUUAAAAUGUAAUAUUUAAAUGUAUUUUAAUGCCACUUAUUGAUUGAAUUUUUUUUAUAAAUUUCUAGUGGUAUUUUAUCACCUUAAGAUUAAUUUUAGUCACUUUUCAAAAAAGAGUGUAAUUGCCUAUUACGCACCCUCACACAUUAUAUUUUUCUACCCGUAAUUGCUGGUCCUGUGAUGUCUUAAUUUAAUUUUGUUAACAAACUAUGAUGGAAUGUUGUCAUUGUAAAUUUAAUGUCCGAUGGUAUUUUAAAACUUAAUAUUUUACUUAUUAGAAUACAGAUUGUGUAUGUAUACAGUUGUUUUGUUAAAUAUAUUGGUUUAAUACAGGGUA
Molecule: messenger RNA, 2506 nt
Organism: Manduca sexta (tobacco hornworm)
Lineage: Eukaryota; Metazoa; Arthropoda; Insecta; Lepidoptera; Sphingidae
Exons: 3
Coding region: 18-956 (312 amino acids)
Source: RefSeq, a predicted model, not a curated record